Molecule: messenger RNA, 1146 nt
Organism: Eleginops maclovinus (Patagonian blennie)
Lineage: Eukaryota; Metazoa; Chordata; Actinopteri; Perciformes; Eleginopidae
Gene: tmem14a
Product: transmembrane protein 14A
Exons: 5
Coding region: 142-450 (102 amino acids)
Biological process (GO): regulation of heme biosynthetic process
Cellular component (GO): mitochondrial membrane
Source: RefSeq, a predicted model, not a curated record
GCACAAACCAAACUGCGCAUGCGUGUUGUGGGCAGCGUCAGUAACACGGAAGUGCAGUCACAGAUUGGAGGUUUCUAAGUGCUGCUGUUCACUUGUUUCGACUCAAGCCAACAUUAUCUGUACCUCAAUCAAUCAAUCAAGAUGGCAGUGGACUGGAUUGGAUUUGGCUAUGCUCUCGCCAUCGCCUUUGGAGGAUAUAUGGGUUACUCGAGAAAAGGCAGCACGAUGUCCCUGAUGGCUGGUUUAGUUUUUGGUGGGUUCUCUGCUUAUGGUGCAUACAACAUCUCUUUUGACCCAAAGGACAUCAAGGUCUCUUUGCUAACUGCUGGAGCCCUUUCACUCGUGAUGGGAAUGAGAUACAAGAAAUCUGGGAAAAUAUUGCCUGCUGGCAUUAUGUCAGGGCUAAGUUUGCUGAUGGUGUUUCGGCUGUUACUACUCCUCAUGGUGUGACCAGAGGAAUAACUGGACUGACGCUCUCUGUCUAUCAAUGGACCAUUCUUGUUUGAAUGAAAAGCAUUCCCAGCAUACUAAAACAACCCUUUUGUUUGGUAUGGUUACUUAAUUUACAUGUGACCAGAACUAAAGUCACCAGUCAGUGUUUUACAGAUUUAAGAUUAACAACAUAUAUUAUUGCAGUAAGUCGGCAGUGGUGAUGUUAAAUAAAUAAAACAGCUUUUUCUUAUAUAUCUGCAUGAAUGUAAAUCUCAUGCUCUAAGAUUAACAUGUACAUAAGUUUAUGUUGACAGGGGGUUAACUCUAUUCACUAAAACUACAGUUUUGCAGGCUGCUUAAGUAUCAAACUCUCAAAUUAAAGAAAAAAGGAAGCCAAUAUAUUCGUGACUGCUCACAUACUAUGUCUUUAACUUCAAAUGAUAUUUACUGUGAAUUAGUCUGUGAUUUUUGUAUUCAUGGGGAAACUAAAUAAACAAAUAUGAUUCCGUAAAUAAUUUUUUUUUUGUAUUUAAACAGUGUGGAUAUUAUACAAAUCCUGUCAUUGAAUUAACACAGCACUAAGAAACACAGCAGCUUUUCAAAUGUUUGUCCAAUUUAUUUGCAGUGAAAACUUCAUAGAUUCCAGUCAAACUAAUGUCAAAGUCUGUAAUGGUUAGUGAAGUGUUCAAAUAUAGUUGAUCAACAUCGACAAAA